AUGGUCGUCGCCGCUGGCGCGCUCGUCAUGUUCACGACCUGCGCCUUUGUAUUCACCUUUGGUGUCUACCAGUCGCUCUAUGAAGAGAUGGCCAAAGAAAACAACACCCCGUUUACAGGGGCAUCAACCGCGCGAAUUGGGCUGAUCGGAACACUCGCCAUCGCUCUGAUGUCCAUGGGAGGGCCUUUCGCGAUGCUUUGGGCAAAGCUAUACCCUCCGCAGGUUGUCAUCAUCGCGGGUGGGUGGAUCUGUGGUAUUGCGCUCAUUCUGGCCAGUUUUGGAAAGCAGCUAUGGCACUUUACACUCACACAAGGCGUUCUUCUCGGCAUCGGAACCUGUCUUUCCUACGUCCCGACUAUGUCUGUCGCACCGACAUGGUUUGACAAACGCCGUGGCCUCGCCAUGGGAGUCAUAAUCUCUGGGACUGGCGUCGGAGGCAUGAUCUGGCCGCCAGCGCUGCGUGCGAUGAUCACGCAUUUGGGAUUCCGCGACGCCCUUCGCAUCUCGGGCUGUAUCGCACUCGCUCUCGUCUCCGCAGCCGGAUAUACGCUCGGCUGGGAGCCGAAAUUCAAAGCACAGCAGAUUCCAGUCCAGACGCAGGGUCUCUCCCAGAAAUGGGGAUGGAUGAAGGUACCGUUGGUGAACUGGCGGGUGGCACGGAGUAAACGCUUCGUCGCCCAUGCCCUUGGGUGUUUCCUGCAGUCUGCGGGCUACUCCACACCACUGUUCUUCUAUGUCGCCUAUGCGCGAGCACUUGGCUACAGCAAUACGACGGCGGCGAACUUUCUGACCGUCAACAACGCCGCCAACUUCAUCUCGCGAAUUAUCAUCGGCUAUGCGGCGGAUAGAUGGGGUCGUAUCAAUGCCCUCGCCGUGACCACAUUUCUCAGUGCGAUCAUUGUGUUUGCAUUCUGGUUGCCGUCCACGUUUUACCCGCGAGAACUGUCGACUUCGAGUGCUGACGGACUGUUCAUCGUGUUUACAGUGCUGUAUGGCGCAUUCGCGAGCGCGUACAUAUCUCUCUUCCCGGCAUCGCUGAUUGAGCUGUUCGGGGUACAGCACUUCACGAGCGUCAAUGGCGCGCUGUAUCUCAUCCGGGGUAUUGGGGCGUUCGGCACCCCCUUGACUGGCCUGUUGAUCCCCCAGACGACGGCAUUGACAGCGCCUUGGGUGUACGAACGGGCCGUCAUCACCGUGGGAGUGUUGCUUUUUGCUGCGACCGUGGCGUGUUUCUGGGUUCGCAUUGAGGCUACUCUUGGACAGACUUGGAGGUGGAAGGUUUAG
Messenger RNA from Aspergillus terreus NIH2624, 1284 nucleotides. RefSeq lists its product as uncharacterized. The transcript has a single exon. Gene Ontology annotation, molecular function: transmembrane transporter activity. The coding region runs from base 1 to 1284 and encodes 427 amino acids. Gene Ontology annotation, cellular component: fungal-type vacuole membrane. Gene Ontology annotation, biological process: transmembrane transport. The record is from RefSeq and is a predicted model, not a curated record. Lineage: Eukaryota; Fungi; Ascomycota; Eurotiomycetes; Eurotiales; Aspergillaceae.